AUGUCGGCCGACGAUAUCGACGAUGAGCUCUUUGCUCUUGCUGGCGGUGAUGAAGACGCAGACGUUGAAGAAGGCGAGGCCUCCUCUCCCGCCGCUUCAUCGCCAAACUCGCUGGGAUCCGAUGCCAUGGACGAGUCCGACUCAGAUCGCGAUGAUGACGUACCAGAGCGCACCGCAGAUGUCCCCUAUCCCCUAGAGGGCAAGUACAUUGACGAGUCGGACAAGCGACGCAUCUUGGGCUUGUCGCAACUGGAGCGAGAAGAGAUUCUGGGCCAGCGCGCCGAGGAGAUGAGCAGUGCCAACUUCAAGGCUGAGCUCGCAAGGCGUGCGGCGAAUGUGCAAAACGACAGGAAGCGCAAGGCCGAUUCGGACGAACCCGACGAUGCGACGCGUAAGAGCAGUCGACCCAAGGUGCAGCCCCGGAAGAACGAGAAGCUAGAGGCGUACAAGCGCGAGCGAGAGCAGCGUGGUCAACAGCGGCAACAGAACGACGACCGACGUGGUCGCAGGCGGUCGAGUUCGGGAGAUCGUCGUGGUGGCUCGGAUAUCGAUGCUGAUGGUGAGAGCGACGUCGAGUGGGACGACAGAGCACCUGAGAAGGCUCGUGAAGAGCAGCCGGCAACACUUCGUGACUUUGAGUCUGUCCGCGUUGGUCGAGGCUUCUUUUCUGAGGUUUGCUUCCACCCAGGCUUUGAGGACGCUUUGACUGGCGCCUUUGGACGUGUCGGUGUGGGCCAAGAUCAACAGCGGCGAACUCUCUACAAGAUGGCGCAAAUCAAGGGCUUCUCAUCAGGCAAGCCUUAUGUCUUCGAAGGCAAGGACGGCAAGCGUGUUGCAACCGAUCAAUAUGUCGUUGUACAGCACGGUUCAGUCAAGAAGGACUACCAGUUCCAAUUCAUGUCGAACCAGCGGUUUACCGAGAGCGACCUCGACACUUACCGCCAAUCCCUCACAGAGACCAAUGCAAAGGUCCCCACACAGUCCUUCCUCAAGCGCAAAUACGACGACCUCAAGGCCCUUCAAAACCACUAUUGGACCGACGCGGACAUCAGCUCCCGCAUCGCAAAGUCCAAGAAAUACGCCCACCUCCUGCACCGCCCCGACUCAGACACGCGCCCCAAAAUUGCAACCCAAUCAGAAACAGCCGCCGCCCGCGUCGCGGAACUCAACCGCAAAAACCGCAUCCUCGAAGCCGAGCGUGUCCGCAAAGCCCAGCUCGAACAACAGCGUGAGCGCAAACUCGAUCAGAAGAAGAGGGCCGCCCAGCAAAAAGCAGAAGAAGAGGCCCGGAAAGCGAAGGAGGAAGCAGACAAGAAGAAACAGACCCUCGAUGUUGAUGCUCUCUUUGACGGUGAUGCUAGCUCAAGGGGUACCACUCCUAACCCCGGUCAACCGCAAGCUGUGAAGAAGAAGACGGAGCGGAAGGGUUUGCCGACGUUUAGGAAACCGAAGAUGGAUGAUGAUAUCAUCGCUAGUAUGGAUAUCGGCAUGGAUAUUGAGAUUUGA
This is a messenger RNA of Pyrenophora tritici-repentis Pt-1C-BFP, 1506 nucleotides long. Its product is annotated as Transcription factor involved in TATA site selection and in elongation by RNA polymerase II. Gene Ontology annotation, cellular component: Cdc73/Paf1 complex. The record is from RefSeq and is a predicted model, not a curated record. Gene Ontology annotation, molecular function: DNA binding; RNA polymerase II C-terminal domain phosphoserine binding. Lineage: Eukaryota; Fungi; Ascomycota; Dothideomycetes; Pleosporales; Pleosporaceae.